Messenger RNA from Aspergillus oryzae RIB40, 1077 nucleotides. Its product is annotated as putative amino acid transporter. The transcript is spliced from 6 exons. NCBI's taxonomy places the organism in Eukaryota, Fungi, Ascomycota, Eurotiomycetes, Eurotiales, Aspergillaceae. Gene Ontology annotation, molecular function: amino acid transmembrane transporter activity. Gene Ontology annotation, biological process: amino acid transmembrane transport. The coding region runs from base 1 to 1077 and encodes 358 amino acids. The record is from RefSeq and is a predicted model, not a curated record. Gene Ontology annotation, cellular component: vacuolar membrane.
AUGUCCGGCGUAUCAUGGUACACAGGUUAUGUUAUCGGACAGUUUAAGCUUCGCUUCCCUCAAACACACAGUAUGGGUGACGCCGGAGAGCUUAUUUUGGGUCGCUUUGGACGGGAAAUGAUGGGUAUUGGCCAACUACUCUUGUUGAUCUUCCUGAUGGCUAGCCAUAUCCUUACGUUCUCGGUGCUAUUCAACACCAUCACCGGUCACGGAACCUGCACUAUUGUUUUCGCCGUCAUUGGAAUGGUAGUAAGCUUCAUCGGCGCCCUUCCACGUACCAUGAACAAGGUGUACUAUAUGUCCAUCGUCUGUCAGUACUUCCACUAUCUGGGCAUCUUCUGGACCGCCCCCGAUCAUGUCCAGGUUGAUGCAACCAGGGACGUUAGUUUCCAGGAUGCAUUCUUGGCCGUGUGCAACAUUAUCUUUGCCUACAUCACUCAUGUUGCGUUCUUCGGACUCAUCUCCGAGAUGAGAGACCCUCGGGAAUUCCCUAAGUCGUUGACCAUGCUUCAAGUGGUGGACACGUCCAUGUAUGUCGUCACAGCGAUCGUCGCCUAUCGUUAUGCGGGCCCAGAUGUGGCAUCCCCCGCCCUUUCGUCUGCAGGACCUGUCAUGAAGAAGGUCGCUUACGGCAUUGCUAUGCCCACUGUCGUCAUUGCUGGUGUUAUCUACGGCCACGUUGCCUGCAAAUACAUCUAUGUUCGCGUUUUCCGUGGCUCUGACCACAUGCACCAGAAGAGCAUUCUUGCUGUUGGAACCUGGGUUGGCAUUGCGCUCGCCCUGUGGGUGAUCGCAUGGGUCAUUGCCGAGUCCAUUCCCGUCUUCAACGACCUUCUGAGUUUGAUUAGUGCUCUCUUCGGUAGUUGGUUCAGUUAUGGAUUCCCAGCCAUUUUCUGGUUGAUCAUGAACAAGGGAGUCUGGUUCUCUUCUCCCCGGAAGAUUCUCCUGACCAUCGUCAACCUGAUCAUCCUCGGCAUCGCCUGCGCCAUUUGCGGUUUGGGACUCUACGUCUCGGGUAAAUCGAUCCACGAGAACUCCUCUUCUUCUAGCUGGACCUGCGCCAACAACGCCAUCUAA